Messenger RNA from Colletotrichum destructivum, 2971 nucleotides. Its product is annotated as Putative ysc84 actin-binding domain-containing protein. NCBI's taxonomy places the organism in Eukaryota, Fungi, Ascomycota, Sordariomycetes, Glomerellales, Glomerellaceae. The transcript is spliced from 3 exons. The record is from RefSeq and is a predicted model, not a curated record. Gene Ontology annotation, cellular component: ruffle membrane. The coding region runs from base 1 to 2469 and encodes 822 amino acids. Gene Ontology annotation, biological process: regulation of ruffle assembly. Gene Ontology annotation, molecular function: phosphatidylinositol binding.
AUGCCCACACCACCUGUAACCACGCUUGCUGUUGACCCAAUCCGCCCCCCAUUACCGGCUUGCUCUUCUUUCCAUGAUUCUUCAACUUCUUCUCAUACCCGGCGGGAAUCUAGAGACAAAGCGGCCGUUUCUUUCCUGUUAUUUGUGAAUGAGCAACACCGCAGACCCGUCGACGCAUGUCGCUGCGUUCGUCCUCACGUCCUCAUCCGCGAACGGGGACAAGACAUCACCGCCAACGCUCAUCGCCCGUUUCCACGCCCCCAAACCAUGCAACGGGUCUCGAGCUUCCUUCCGUCGUGGGAGGCCAGGAGGAGAAGCAACGCUAGCACAGCGAGCAAUGGCCGAAGCAGUAUCGUCACCGCAAGCAGCGUCAAGUCCCCCCUCGAAAAGGUCUUUCGCUGGUCUAGCAAACCUCCUGCGCCGCUCACCACCGCCGCCCUCGCCUCUGCCACCUCUCGUAUCGGCCGCGAGGCUUUUUGGCCCGCCACCCUCGAUGCCGAAUGCGACCGAUCUGCUCGCAUAUUGAAAUCGUUUUGCUCCGACGGCUUCCUGGCACCCUUAGAUGACCUAUCAAAUACUACUGACGCCAACGCUGAACCCAAAACGCCGGCACGCGUUUUCAAAAAGAUCCCCUCUCGCAUAAUACAAAAUGCUGCCGGCAUCGCCAUCUUCACCUGUAUGCGAUCUGGUUUGUGGAUGACCGGAUCGGGCGGCUCAGGCAUUCUCAUCGCCCGCAAAGCCGACGGCACCUGGUCGCCACCCUCAGGCAUUAUUCUGCACACACCUUCACUUAGCUUCAUAAUGGGCAUUGACAUAUACGACUGUGUCCUGGUAAUCAACAACAUCGCCGCCCUUGAAUCAUUAAUAACUAAACCGACCGUUACGCUGGGAGAGGACAUUGGUCUCACCGCCGGACCACUCGUAGCACUAGAGUCAACCGAAACCGAAAACAGGUGGAAGGACCUCGACAACACUGUUCUGACCUACAUGAAGGCUAGGGGUCAGACACAAAACGUCAAUCUGAACGGCUGCAUUCUGACCGAGCGAGCAAACGAAAACGAAAAAUUCUAUGGCGCCAAUGUGACCGCCAUGGACAUUGUCGCAGGGAACGUGUCGAGGCACGUAGACGAGACACGCCCGCUAUUCGAGGUCAUCAAAGAAGCCGAGGGAAGGAUCGACGCUGACCAGGUCAUUCUGAAGAAGCUGUCAGCGUUGCCGGCACCUGGAGAUGCAAUGAUAGAGACGCCGAGAAGCUCGAGAAGCUCGCCGGCUUCGCCUAAGACUCCUUUUGGCAUCCCUCUAGCGGACGAUCCGGACCCUUACGGUGUUCUCGCGUUGGAGAUGGCGGGGUUGGAAAUCCGAGAGGCCGGUACACGCCUGCGGCCCACGAGCAAUCAGUUUGAGUUUCACCCCGCUCCGUCAAGCCCGGCUUUCUCAAGGUUCCGGCAGAGUGGUGAGACGUUCACGACCAAGAGCAAUAGAGGCAGUUUGAUGUCUACGAAGACGAGUCGUACUAAAAUGUCCGAGUCAUGGACGCAUUCCAACCCGACGGGCACGCCAUACACCUCGCCGAGCCAGAGCCAGAGCCAGAGCGAAGACGGAGUCUCGGUCAACAGUCUCCCCGUCCUCAAGGAACCGGAAGAGCCGGAGGAAGUGGACUACACCAAAAUCGACUUCACUCCGCUGAGACAGAUCAGCGGGAGCCACUCAAUAGAGGGAACCGUAGUGACAGAUAGUGACGACCAUUUGCGAACCGACACCAGCACCAUGGACGAUACGGCUACCAAGGCCUCCAGCGUUUACACCAAGGACGAUGCCAGCGUAACCACCAAACAGGAUGACGAUAAGGUCGAUGUACAGAACGUGGAGCAAGAUGGCGACGCCGACGAUGAGGAUGACGAUGUUGAUGACGAUGUUGACGACGACGAUGAAGAACCCGUCAUCUUUGAGGUUGCCGCUGUGCAGCCCGCAGCCCGCACGGCCGUCAUGGCCGCCCCUAUUCACGCCAAGGGUGCGCUGGUGACCAUUCCUAAGAGAAUCCCCCCGCCCUUGCCCGCGAGGAGCCCCAUGAGGACCUCCCGUGCCAGCAAGAGCGAUAUCGGGGAUGUCAGCCAUCUCCACAGCCCUCUUCAGUCUUCUUUCACUCCUUCGCCCAGACAGUCGAUCGACUCAUCCUCCGUCCGAAGCAGAUCAGACAAGAUCCCGUCGAUUACGGAGACGGCGCCGGCCAUGUCCGACGUUGAGAAGUUGGAGAACACCGAUUCUGGCGUGACUGAGAAGUUCCAGGCAAACGAUGUAUCUGAUUCCAAGACACAUGCUGCCCAGGAGUCGGAGCAAGCGACGCCUAUGGCACCUGGGGCCUUCCCGGCUGAAGGGGAAUUCAUGAUUCCUCUCGACAUCCCGCUGAAGGAAGAAGCUCCGAGCAUCGACUCGGGACGCAUGGCCCCGAAAGCAGUCGACGCCGUAUGAUACCAAAUUUGUUUUCACUUUGUUUUCUUUUUGAGCAGCACAGGCGCCACAGCACCAUUCGGACGCAGUCACUCGCCCCGUUCCUCUCAUUUGAGAUGUAUGUGUUACAGGCGUUUCAGGGCAUAUACGAUUGAUCCUCAGUUGAGGAUAUCGGACCACUACUGCAAAUGACGACCAACUUUAUGACAGGCAAAAGGCGUUCACGGAUGUACGAGAUAAAAGACGGCCAGGCAAGGAAGCACCACAGCCAUAUGGAUACCAGGUACGGGAUUGUCUAAGGGACCAGGGAGAGCAAUUUGCCAGGGGGAAUUGGAGGCCAGUAUUGUAUAGAAACUUGGAUAUCGGGUGAGGCACAGCUGAUUACGCUGGAACAACACAUCAUGGAGACUGGACUGGGGGAUUGCGACUCUGCAAGGCUGUGGUGUAACUUGACACUAAGAGAGAGAAAGAGAGAGAGCCCAGCCAACUACGUAUUGUCUAAAGAUAAUGAACAAUCAUUUAG